This is a messenger RNA of Sphaeroforma arctica JP610, 347 nucleotides long. RefSeq lists its product as hypothetical. The transcript has 2 exons. The record is from RefSeq and is a predicted model, not a curated record. NCBI's taxonomy places the organism in Eukaryota, Ichthyosporea, Ichthyophonida. Bases 21 to 347 code for a protein of 108 amino acids.
CCGCGUCGCGAACCGUUACCAUGGAUACCGCAGACACGACAACAAAGUCCUUGCACACAAAUUCCACUAGCGAUAGUAUGAGGCACAGCACCGAUACGGAGCCACGCCAUCGCCAAAGUAUAGGUGGAGCCAGUUCAACCCCCCACGACGCAUGGCGAGCGGCUAGUGCACAGAGAGAAAAUCUGAGUGUACUUGAAGAGGAUAUGUAUAUGACAGACGGCACUGUCUCACGAGUGCCCAUAGGACUGCAACUCAUGGGUAAACCUGUCGAGGUGCAGUGGAAGAACUUUCACCUGCGCCCCAGUGUGAACAAGGACGCUCUCACAUCACGUCAAGAGUAUGUAUAA